CAGAUUUGACUAGCUUUGCUACUCCAUUGAUAAGUUAACCAGUUUGACUGUGCAAUCAGAGGAUGACACAUGGCAGAGUGCACUUUCUCUAAACUAGGGUUUCUGUAGGUGCAAUGGAGCCUGCGGCUGUUGCUGUUGCGUGAAUGGUUCGUGUUUUCUGGCUGCUGCGGUGGAUGGAGGCUCACGGUGGCGUAGAAGGCGCUGCAAUGGAUGCAGCUUGGUGGCUCACGUUUCAGGUUGCUGCCAUGGAGGCUGCAGGUGCGAAUAGGUCCAGAGAGGAAGGAGGAAGCUGUGGUGGCGCGCUUCUUCUGCAAUGGCUGCCGACGUUGCUGUUUGCGUUGCAGGUCGCGCAGAUCUGUGGUGGACGAGACCCGAUGUUGCAGUUCGAUGCGGUGGAACGGUGUAGAAAUGCUGGUGCAGAUGCGUGAAUCUUGUUUGCUCUCGCUACUCGCUGUGGAGACUCACUGGUCACGGUGGUGGCUGUGCAAAGAUGGCUCGCUGUCACGGUGGAUCUGUUGCAGGUGCAGUUCGCGUUUUCCGAUCUGUGGAGCAUGAAUCUGGUGCAGGUUUCACAGUGAUGUUGGCAGAGAUGAAGAUUGAUAGUGGUGAUGGCGUCGCUGGUUCACGAGCUUGGUGUAGUGCAGUGCGAGGUCCGUCAAUGGCACAGUUGCGGCGUAGAUCUGUUCGUAGGUGGUGCUGCCAUACUUGUAUGUUGCAGGUGCGUGGAGAGAAGAUGGUGGUUGCUGUAACUGUUCCGUUUGCGUGCUUCCGCUGCAGAGAUGAUGGAGACGAAACUGUGGUGGUCGGAGGUUUGACGGCGAGAUUGGCGGUGGCAGAUCUGUGGUGGCUGCCGGCAUGGUGGCAGCUAGGGUUUGAGGAGAAAUUAGGGUUUCUGUUUUGGAAGAUGGUGAUGUGGCAAGCUCUCAUUGGUCAAUUUGGUGAGUGGAGGAUUAUGACACGUGUCACCAUGUGGUUGGACAGAUUUAGAAGGUGAGGAUUGCCACAUGACAUAAUCUAGUUGAGAUAGGUUUAAGUGAUAGGAGGAGUGCAACUUAGUAGAAAUUGGGGGUGCAAAAUAGGUUUUUUAGUGGUCCACUUGACAUACGGUAGUGUGUAAAAUAAAAACUGGGGUGCAAAGGUGAUUUUUCCAGAACUUUCUAA
Vigna unguiculata (cowpea) is the source of this 1161-nucleotide messenger RNA. RefSeq lists its product as uncharacterized. The record is from RefSeq and is a predicted model, not a curated record. NCBI's taxonomy places the organism in Eukaryota, Viridiplantae, Streptophyta, Magnoliopsida, Fabales, Fabaceae.